Messenger RNA from Conger conger (European conger), 5336 nucleotides. RefSeq names its product exportin 6 (gene xpo6). The transcript has 24 exons. Bases 515 to 3979 code for a protein of 1154 amino acids. Gene Ontology annotation, biological process: protein export from nucleus. Gene Ontology annotation, molecular function: nuclear export signal receptor activity; small GTPase binding. The record is from RefSeq and is a predicted model, not a curated record. NCBI's taxonomy places the organism in Eukaryota, Metazoa, Chordata, Actinopteri, Anguilliformes, Congridae.
UGCGAUUGCAAGGCCUGUGAGCUCCAAGCAGUCAGCAUACGCGAUUUGGGGCAGAGGGGUCCGGGAGAAGUUAGAAAACAGGAACGAAUUUGGUCAUAAAUGCACCAUUUUUAUUUUCUCCAUGACAGCAGAAUUGAGUCUCGAGCUUUUGCAUGCAGAUAGAUAUAGUUUGCGUUUCAUUCUCGGGUUUCCCCACCUUUGAUACGUCGGCAAAUAACGUUAUAGUUGUCACUCCCUUUGGACCCGUCAACAAUAAUAACAGCUUACUGUAAACGCUAGCUAGUUGGCUACAUGAUCUAUACACGCUAGCUAGUUGGCUACAUGAUCGAACUUUGUAUCGCCGUGCGAAAAUUAGCAAUAUAGCUAAUUAUUAUGUUACAAAGUCGCCGUUUCUGCUAACAGUGCACACAGGCCCUGUAUUUCGGGCAGAGCAUGAACGUCAGCGGGAGCAGCCAACACCUCAAAUAGCUGCAAAUAUUUAUUUGAAGCCAGGGGUUACCAGUUGACUCUGAUCAUGGCGUCAGAGGAGGCUUCCCUUCGUGCUCUGGAGAGCCUCAUGACGGAGUUCUUUCAUAGCUGUACCACCAAUGAGCGCAAGAGGGAAAUCGAGGAGCUGCUGAACAACUUCGCCCAGCAGACGGGAGCGUGGCGCUACUGCCUCUACUUCCUCUCCAACACCCGCAACGAGUACGUCAUGAUGUACAGUCUCACGGUGUUUGAGAACCUAGUCAACAAGAUGUGGCUGGGCGUGGCCUCCCAGGACAAAAUGGAGAUCCGCGGCUGCCUGCCCAAGCUCCUGCUGUCCGAGCACAAGGCCCUGCCCUACUUCAUCCGCAACAAGCUCUGCAAGGUCAUCGUGGACAUCGGCCGGCAGGACUGGCCAAUGUUCUACCACGACUUCUUCACCAACACCCUGCAGCUGAUCCAGACGCCGGCCAUGGCUCCCCUGGGCCUGGUCCUGUUGAAGACCACGUCGGAGGAGCUGGCCUGCCCGCGGGAGGACCUGAGCGUGGCCCGCAAGGACGAGCUCCGGAAGCUUCUGCUGGAGCAAGUGCCCGCCGUGCUGAGCCUGCUGACCGGUAUUCUGGAGACCAUCUGGGAUAAGCACAGUGUCACAGCCACCACCCCUCCCCCAUCUCCCACAUCAGGAGACAGCGGAGAGCUUCUGGGCAGCCUUCUCCAGGGGACGGUGUACUCCAAACUGCUGUCCCAGCCCCUGCCCCAGCUGGACCAGGAGAGCCUGCAGCUGUGCUCCCUCGCCCUGGAGUGCCUGGCCCACCUCUUCAGCUGGAUCCCCCUCUCCACCAGCAUCACGCCCUCCCUCCUGGCCACCGUCUUCCACUUCGCCCGCUUCGGCUGCGACCUCCGGGGUGGAAAGGGCAAGCUGGGGCCCUCCAUCUACUCCUCGUCCUCGUCGUCCUCCAACGGGGGCUCCACGGGAGGCCCCGGGGCCCCGCCGCCCUCGGGGCCGGUGAACGGCAGCACGGUGCCGGGCGGGUGCAGGGCGGACCGGGCCAGGCUGGGCGUGCUGGCCAUGACCUGCGUCAACGAGCUCAUGUCCAAGAACUGCGUGCCGCUGGACUUCGAGGCCUACCUGCUGCGCAUGUUCCAGCAGACCUUCUUCCUGCUCCAGAAGCUGACGCGCGACAACAACGCCCACACCGUCAAGAGCCGGCUCGAGGAGCUGGACGAGGGCUAUGUGGAGAAGUUCACCGACUUCCUGCGGCUGUUUGUCAGUGUUCAUCUGAGAAGGAUAGAGUCCAAUGCUCAGUUUCCUGUAGUGGAAUUCCUCGCACUGCUGUUUAAAUACACUUUCCACCAGCCAACUCAUGAAGGCUACUUUGCCUGCCUUGACAUCUGGACCAUCUUCUUGGACUAUCUGACCACAAAAAUAAAAAGCAGGCUUGCAGACAGAGACAGCGUACUGAACAGGUAUAAGGACGCCCUCGUGCUGCUCCUCAGGGAGGUUCUGAACAGGAUCCAGUUCCGAUACAACCAGGUUCAGCUGGAGGAGCUGGAUGACGAGACGCUGGAUGAUGAUCAACAAACGGAGUGGCAGCGGUACUUGAGGCAGAGUUUGGAGGUUGUGGCCAAAGUCAUGGAGCUGCUGCCCUCUCAUGCUUUCUCUACACUGUUCCCAGUGCUGCAGGAGAACCUGGACGUGUACCUGGGCCUGCAGCAGUUCAUCGUCACCACUGGCACAGGCCGGAGGCUGAACAUCACGGCGGAGAAUGACUGUCGCCGGCUGCACUGCGCGCUGCGGGACCUGAGCUCCCUGCUGCAGGCCGCCGGCCGGCUGGCCGAGUAUUUCAUUGGAGACGUCUUCGCCGCGCGCUUCAAUGAUGCCCUCACUGUGGUGGAGAGGCUGGUGGAAGUGACCUGCUACGGCUCCCAGAUCAGUCUGUACGACCUGGAAACAGCAGUGCCGUCGGUGCUGAAGCCAGAUCUCAUCGACGUGCACGCUCAGUCCCUCGCCGCCCUGCAGGCCUACUCCCAUUGGCUGGCACAGUUCUACAGCGAGGUGCAGCGGCAGAACCAGGCGCGCUUCAUCAGCCUCAUCACGUCUGCCAUGGACGCCUCCGCGCCCCUCAUCAGCGCCAAGGUCCCGGAGAAGCUGCUGCUCUCAGCCUGUCACCUCAUGGUGUCCGUGGCAACCACGGUCCGCCCCGUGUUCCUGGUGACGGUCCCGGCCGUGCAGAACAUCUUCAACCUGAUCACCGACAGCCUCGCUCGCCGGCUCCCCCCAGAGGCCCAGGUGCUGGUGUGCCGGGCCCUGUCCAACACGCUCCUGCUGCCCUGGCCCAACCUGCCGGAGAGCGAGCAGCAGUGGCAGACGCGCUCCAGCAGCCACGCCAGCCUGCUGGCCGCCCUCACCCGCCAGUACCGCCAGCUGCGCCCCAGCGCCGGCCUGCAGCAGCGCCGCAUGGGCCUGGACGACACAGUGAAAGCGGAGCUGCACCAGACGCUGCGUGUGCUCAGAGACAUUGUGCUCAGCAUCUCCGGAGAGGCCACCAAGUCCCGGCAGAUCUGCUACCAGUCCCUGCAGGAGUCUGUGCAGGUCUCCCUCACGCUGUUCCCCAUCUUCAUCCACCAACCAGACGUGACGGACGAGAUGCUCAGCUUCUUCCUCACGCUGUUCCAGGGCCUGAGGGUGCAGAUGGGCGUGCCCUUCACUGAGCAGAUCAUCCAGACUUUCCUCAACAUGUUCACCAGGGAGCAGCUGGCCGCCAGCAUCCUGCAGGAGGGGAGCGCGGGCUGUCGGGUGGUGGAGAAGUUCCUGAAGAUCCUGCAGGUGGUGGUGCAGGAGCCCGGCCAGGCCUUCAAGCCCUUCCUCCCCAGCAUCAUCGCUCUCUGCAUGGAGCAGGUGUACCCCAUCGUGGCCGAGCGAUCUUCCCCUGACGUGAAGGCGGAGAUGUUCGAGCUGCUCUAUCAGAUACUGCACCACAACUGGAGGUACUUCUUCAAAACGUCAGUGCUGGCCAGCGUGCAGCGGGGGGUGGCCGAGGAGCCCAUGGAGAACGAGGCCCAGUUCAUCGCGGCCAUGCAGGCUUUUGGCCAGUCCUUCCUGCAGCCAGACAUCCACGUAUUCAAACAGAACCUCUGCUAUCUGGAGUCUCUGAACAGCAAGCACAAGCUCUAUCACAAGAAGAUGUUCCGCACCACAAUGCUCCUGCACUUCAUCAACGUGCUGCUGCAGGUGCUGGUGCACAGGAGCCACGACCUGCUGCAGGACGAGAUCGCGCUGGCCGUGUACAACAUGGCCUCUGUCGACUUCGAGGGCUUCUACUCCGCCUUCAUGCCCGAGUUCCUCAACGGGUGCCAGGGUGUCGACACCAACCAGCGGGCCGUGUUGGGACGCAACUUCAAGAUGGAGCGGGACCUGCCCUCCUUCACGCAGAGCGUGCACAGGCUGGUGAACGACCUGCGCUACUACCGGCUGUGUAAUGGCAGUCUGCCUCCAGGGACCGUGAAGCUAUAGCAGCUCCUACACCCCCGCCAUCGCUGCCACCGCUGCUGCCACAACUCGCACGCGCCAUGGACACCGUUCCGGCCCCCUCCCGCCCGCCCGCCGCCCCGACCCCCCCAGGCUCCGCCUGGCUGCUCUAUCUCUCUCCUUGGGGAGGGAGCGGGGUGAAUCGACGAGGGAGGUUUCCGGACAGACCCGCACCUUAACGUCCGCAGAUUUCCGUGGAUCCCACCCAAGUCUCCCUUUUCUUUUUUUUUUUCUUUUUUUUUUUUUGUUCUUUAUUUCGUCUUGGAAAAAACACAGGCUCUCCACGGUAAGAGCGUAUUUGCCAAUAAUAACAAGGCCAAAACGGAAGGCCGGGGAUGCUAAAAAGGACCUGCACCUCUCCGAAUGCUCCCAGAGGGGGAUGGGGGACCGCCUGGGGUUCAGCACUUUCCUGAUUAACAAGUUUGUUUAUGAUGUUAAAAUUUGAAUAAUAUCUGCUUUUUUUUUAAUCUUUUUUUUUUUUUUUUUGACUCUGCCUUCAACUCCAAAGGAGACUGACUUUCAAACUCGGUUGAGUGUUUUUUUUCUUUGAUAUCAUUCCAUUUAGAUACAGAAGGCCGCCAUGCUUAAUCAAAGUGCUUUGGAUAUACAAACUUAUUUUUUAAAUAACACAAAAAAAAAAAAAAAAAAAAAAAAAAAUUACUUUGCUAGGCCAUCGUUUUUAAUUUUAUUGUCAUUGAGGUUUGUAUUAUGAUUGUUCAUUUGGACUGUUGUGGUUUUAAUUUGAAUGUUUCUCUCUAAAUCUGUUAUGUUUGUACAGUUCUCUUUUCUUACAUUAAGGAGAUUUAUUAAAAGCUUAAUACUUUUGUUUUAAAUGUGGAAAAACUUGAACUGGAGCCCUGAUUCUUUUAUUAAAGAAAGAUUAAAGGGAAAUUCAGGGGGAGGUAUUAAGGCAUAGUCAGCCAUUCAACAAAACGCCAGAGGGUUUGCCAUUCAGCCAUUCGCCAAAGAGGAUUUGCCAGUGCAACCAAUCGCCAGAGAGGGUGUGCCACGCAACCAAUCACAAGAGAGGGUUUGCCACGUAACCAAUUGCCUGAGAGGUUUUGCCAUGCAACCGAACAGUAAAGCUGGCAGUUGUGGAACAAAUUCAGUGUUAGACACAAGGAGGCCCUAUGUUGUGUUGUAGUUUUCCAUUUGAAUAGCUCCUUUGGAGUGUAAAAUGUAUCUUCUGAAAUUUGGAGAGGUACACGCAAGUGCUCUCUGAACAUGGAUGGGGAUGUAUUUCCUUUCUGUAAUGUCAGACUUCUGUUCCAGAUGCUUUUAGAUCCUCAUAAUGACACCGUUUUUAUGUGAAAUAAUCAUGAAAAUAAAUACUAUAAACAUA